ACUUUGGGUACAAAUACAUUGGUCAGCACUGUUUUUAUUCACAUAGUUACCUUGCCUGUGUCUACUCUCAUUCUUCAACGAUGAACGGAGUCCUUGCUGUAUUGGCCUGUAUGGUCGUCGUUACCGUUGCGAUGACAACCACCACAGCACCACACCAUCAUCAUGGACACCAUGGAACCCAUCCGCCACAUAUUGGGGAGGGCUUUGUCUUCAAGUACGACCAAAACUCGCAUCGUAUGGCUGUGGUCAGCCAUCAGCAGUGCUGGAUCUACAAUCCAAGUGAUGCCGAAAGGAGCACUAUCUCUGAUAUUCACGCUCUAAGGAACCUCGAGGUAAAGCUCAUCCAACUGAUUGACAAUACCCCGAUCGGCACGCCCAUGACACAUGACGAUCUCGCCCUUAUGAGUACCCCCCUCGCACACACCUGCAAAGCCGACUGGCCAAUAGUGUCUCUUAACUAACUGUAUAAAAAUGCUGCCACAUUAAAACGAUAAUUAUCCUGAAAUUUGA
This is a messenger RNA of Mizuhopecten yessoensis (Yesso scallop), 510 nucleotides long. RefSeq lists its product as uncharacterized. NCBI's taxonomy places the organism in Eukaryota, Metazoa, Mollusca, Bivalvia, Pectinida, Pectinidae. The transcript has 4 exons. The coding region runs from base 81 to 461 and encodes 126 amino acids. The record is from RefSeq and is a predicted model, not a curated record.